Messenger RNA from Rubroshorea leprosula, 2018 nucleotides. The record is from the annotation of a GenBank genome assembly. Lineage: Eukaryota; Viridiplantae; Streptophyta; Magnoliopsida; Malvales; Dipterocarpaceae.
UUUCAAGUCAAGCUCAUACAACCCAGGUUACAUUGAAAUGGGGUUCCCUUCUUGACUUCAAAUCACUCGACCUAGACAAAAAGGGUUACCUCAAAUUCAUCAGCCAUGGCAGAUUCAGGUGAAGUGCAUUCUGAAGAAAAUAAAGUUCCUCUAGAUAAGAGUAAAAAAAGAACCCUCAAGACGCCGGCCCAGCGUGAUGCUCUGGAGUGCUUCUAUGAGGAGCACAAGUUUCCCACAGAUGAAAUGAAAGCACAGUUAGCAGAGAAGGUGGGGUUGACAGAGAAACAGAUAUCUAGUUGGUUUUGCCACAGAAGGUUAAAAGACAAAAGGAGAGAUGAAAUCCAUGUUAAUGGGCGACAGGAUCCUUCCAGUGGUGUUAUUCAGGAUCGUGCUAGUGGGCUCAGGCAAGACUCAUGUGGCAGCAUUAAGCAGGGGGAUCAUAGAAACAUAGAUCUCAGGGAGGUUGAAAGUCGAGGGAUUUAUGGACGUGAUCGUCCAGCUGCAGACCUCACUUAUGUGAAUAGGGGUUGUCAAGAUCCUCAUGUUGGUGACAUGGAUGAUACAUCUUCUGAAAGCAGCUCAUCUUUACAAGAUCGGGUUUUUUCUCAUAAUAGUGAUCCCUAUGAGAUACAAACUUCUCCAUACCUGACACAGCGUGGAGCCAUUAUGCCAAAAAACCAAGCAGGUGCAAGAAAUAUGGGUUAUAAGCCAUCAGGAUAUUUGAAAGUCAAGGGUGAAAUUGAAAAUCCUGCUAUUACUGCUGUUAAGAGGCAGCUGGGAAGGCAUUAUCGAGAAGAUGGUCCACCUCUGGGGAUUGAAUUUGAGCCACUUCCUCCUGGGGCUUUUAUGUCCCAAAGUACAAAUCCAGUCAAUGAGCAAAAUAACAUUGGAGAUCCUAGCCAGUGUCAUUCUCUUGGUAUAUCUGGGUUUCUGAAGCAGCCAAAUCUUAAUACUAAAUAUGAAGCACAUAUUACCAGGAUGGGUUCUCAGGAUUCAUACGAGGAGGAUGCAAACUGUUACUCUAUCCAUUCUGACAGACCGGAGAGGAGUUCCUAUCGGCAAUUAAAACAGAAGUCUUUCCACAAUACUUCCAACUCUCCUCUUGGUCAGAACUCUUAUUUAGAUACAUAUGAAGAUUCUGCUGGGAAAACACCAGUCAAUGGUAGCAACCUUAGUAGGAUAAGCUCUAAGCAUGCUGUUGAGGAAAUGAGAUCAGAUUCGUUGUCUAAGGAUCCUGGCUACUAUGAUGCCAAAAUUUCCAAUAAAAAGGCAAAGCCAUGGUUGCGCGACAAUAAUAAUGUUGCUCCUAAGAAUGCCCAGAAGAAUGAAAACUUGUCUAGACCUUCAAAUUUGAUACCUGAGUUCAGUCAGUCCCUUGAUACUGUGGAGAGGGGCCCAUCUGCGAGGGUGACAAAGGUCGACAAAUGUGUCACAGAGAGGAGACACAAAAUAGAGUAUCACGAUCCAGUUAGAGUAAAAAUGCGUCCAACAAAUGAAGUGAGAGUUGCUAAUCAAGCCAAAAUUGAAUACCCUCAACAAGAUUAUCUGGAAAAUGCAUCAUCUACCAAACUGUUGUUAUUGGCAAAUCAGAUUAAAGGGUCAUCUAUGGAUGUUCCAUGUAGCUUCAGUGAGGAUGAAACUGCAGAAACUAGUUCAUCCCUAGAAUGAAGGAAAGAUGGUUUAUCAAUUCCAGGAGGGCUUAAGUGGUUGUCAAGAACACUCCAUGGAGACCCAUGAAUUUAUGUAAUUGCUUUGUACAGGUGGAAGAAGGGUGUUUGCUCAUCCUACUAAUAUGGAACUACUGCUAGCAAAAUAGGGAGGAUAGCAUGUCAAUCGUAAUCAGGGUGCUCAGCUGUUGAUGUGUACAAAUUCUUUUUGAUGUUAGUUAAAAUGCUUUUUGCAGAAAAGCAGUGAUGACAUUUAUGUGGUGAUGUCAUUGGCUUGGAUCUACUAAUCCUAGAUGUAAUAUAAGCAAUUUAACCUGGAGAUUUGAAAACACUGCAUUCCACAUAUUGGUC